Xenopus laevis (African clawed frog) is the source of this 4162-nucleotide messenger RNA. RefSeq names its product SH3 and cysteine rich domain 2 L homeolog (gene stac2.L). Gene Ontology annotation, molecular function: diacylglycerol binding. The record is from RefSeq and is a predicted model, not a curated record. The transcript is spliced from 11 exons. The coding region runs from base 1146 to 2363 and encodes 405 amino acids. NCBI's taxonomy places the organism in Eukaryota, Metazoa, Chordata, Amphibia, Anura, Pipidae. Gene Ontology annotation, biological process: skeletal muscle contraction; positive regulation of protein localization to plasma membrane. Gene Ontology annotation, cellular component: sarcolemma; cytoplasm.
AGGGACAGGGACUCUGAUAGGGAUAGACAGGGACAAUGAGGCUUUUAGGCAGAGGCAGAUAGGUAGAGACAGGCAGAUAAGAAGACAAUGAGAAGCAGAGAAAGUGAGGAGAAAGCACGAGAUUUACAGAAAAUAAGGAGACGGGACUGAAGAAGUGACGGGAUGAGUGACAGAGCGUGACAGCAGGAAUGAUAAAGCGCUGCAGUGGGGAAGAAAUUAAUCUUUAUAGACAAAGGCUCUGGAGAAGUAGCAGCGAGGAGGAGAUACUGCAGCAAUGCCAGGGAAUGGGAUAGACAGACUGCAGCAGUGAUAGCAGAGACAGAGAGAGAGAGGCUGCAGCAGAGAGGGAGGGAGACAGAAGGAAAAGGGAGGGAGAGAGAUUGCAGAGGAGGCAGAGAAGGAGCCACAGGCAGAGAUUUAAAGAGCAAGACGCAGGCUGAAGUGUAUUACUGGCCACUGCUUUCCCUCUGAGACACUUCUGAGACAUUACUGCUACUGCUGCUACAAUAAAAUAACAAAGAAAAGGAAGGAAAGUGAGAGACUGCUGCCAUCCUGCCCCGUCAUUCAGGAGCUGCACCCUGAGCAGAACUUGACAGCACCCAAGUCUGGGCAAAUGAGAGGAGACAGCACCCGGUCCAGGAGUGAGGGCAAGACAUGCCAUCUGUAACCUUGGGAAUGGAGAGAGACUGCGUCCAAUAAAGCCAAGAAUACCCAGCGAGCACCGUAAGCUGCGAGACUGCUCAACUAGACCGUUGCAGAGGGGACAAUGUGCUGAUGACUUACCUGGACCCAGUCCAACCCACACUCAGCGCAGGAGGGACGGCCGUCGGGGGGCUCUUUAUUUUGUAAACACAGAAAGAGGUCAAAAGAUCUCAGAAGUAGACAAGAAGAAUAACUACUUUGUAUAUAUAGAUAUUCAGCAUAUCCCGGUGGAUACUGUUCUAUGGGAUUCAAUGCUAUAAUUAAGCCAAAGGCACCUUUAAAGAGUCCCAUCGAGCUUGUUAUCUUCUCAAAGGGACUUUAUUAAAAGCAGGAGGGUCGUCAGAAAGGGACUUUACGGACUGUAGUUGAACAGAGACUCCUUCGAUUUCUUUUUCUUUCUUUUUUUGAAUUCGCCGAGCAGAGUCGGGAUCUCAGUGGUCAUCAUGACGGAAAUCACUGAAAGCGACCCACAAAAUACAGAGCAGAGACCCCUGGGGAGCAGCAUCGGAGGAGGUUGUGGUCUGCCUGAGAGUAAGCUUCAGCGUUUUCGCCGUUCUAUCUCUCUGAAGACAAUCCUACGCAGUAAGAGCGUGGAAAACUUCUUCCAGAGACCACUCAGUGAAUCCAAAAUACCUUCUGAUGUCCUUCUCAGCCCUCCUGCCCCUCCACCUCCCCCUUCCCCACCUCCAGUCCCCAGUGAGGUUCUUCCCCAAACUGAACAGUCCCCACACCCUUGUCACAAGCCCCUCUCUGUCCUGCAACCUGUCCAAACCCACAGUUUCCAUGAACACGUCUUCAAGAAACAGUGCCCCUGCCACUUGUGCCAUCAGAUCAUUGUCGGAAACUCCAAGCAAGGCCUACGCUGUAAGAUGUGCAAGAUUGGGGUCCAUCUGUGGUGCUCGGAGGAAGUGUCUCAUCAGCAGUGUCUGGGGAAGAUGUCUACAUCUUUCCGACGUAACUUCAGCUCUCCUCUCCUGAUCCAUGAAACUCAGUCCAGCCCAAAGGAAAUCCCACAGCCUGCCCCUGGUCCAAGAGGUAAGGUGGACCCUGUGUAUGAGACGCUGCGCUAUGGCACCUCCCUGGCUCACUUUAACCGCUCCAGUUGCAGCAGUGUGUCAGAGUCGCCCACCCGCAGUCUGGGCGAGCGGGAGGAGCGGCUGGAGGAUCCGGAGGGCAGCAUUAGAAGUAGUGAAGAAAGUCCCAGUCACCCAGUGUUUCCAGCAGAGAGCGAGGCUGCUGUAGGUGAAGAUGCCCGCAGUGUGUCUAGCUUAGCGGUUGCAGGCCGCCCCCGUAAGGAGAUCUCUCCUAUGUAUUGCUAUGUGGCCCUCUACAAGUUCCUUCCGCAAGAAAUCAAUGACCUUCCACUGCAGCCCGGGGACAGAGUUAUGGUGCUGGAUGACUCCAAUGAGGAUUGGUGGAAGGGGAAAUGUGGGGACCGGACCGGAUUCUUUCCUGCAAACUUUGUGCAGAGGGUGCGUUUGGGGGAGACCGUUUGGAAGAGCACAAAACCCUUCCAGGGGAUCAAGGAACAAGGGCAGCUCUGUCUGAAAGAAGGGCAGGUGUGCGUUGGGGUGGUCAAGCCAGAGAUGGAAGUUUUCAUUAAAGUCUCCAGUGGGAAGAAGAAGGGUUUGGUGCCGCAGGAUUGCUUGAUUGAGAUCUGAAUGGUCACUGCUGCUUAUUAUUAUUAUUAUUAUUUUUUUUUUUUUUUUUUUAAUUGGCAAUAAGAACAGUGGAGAAUCAAGGACCCCAGUUUCAAAUGAAUGAGGCACUCUGAAUUUGCUGCUAUACCACCACUUCUAUUUAAAAAAAGGGGGAUAACCCAGCUCCUUAUUACCCUGGCACUGAUACUAUGGCCUUUAAUGCUGCAUUGAGUCUUCCCUUCCCUGUACAUAUGCAAAGAAUAUUCUCUAUAUCUGUGCAUUGGGCACAACUCCACCAGGUGUCUGUGACAUCAUCACUCAGGGCCAACUCUUCAGGGAAAGCCACUUAGUGACCUCAUAUGUGAUAUCAACAGCACCAUCCCCAAUUCCAACCAGCCCUUCCAAUCCAUUGCCUGUGCUCUUCCAACCAAACAGCACCUCAGGAGUUGGGUUAUCUUCUCAAGCACCACCAUGAGCGUUCCAUCCAUGAAGAAGGACAUUCGUUGACGAUGAAAAGGAAGACAAGGACUCUAAUUACGGUUACUUAUCUCUAAAAAGGAAUUGGUGAAGGGUUCUCAACAUCAGCAUGGUGGAAGGGAUGGGGAGAUGUGGAGGGUGGGAUGUGGUUAAUGGGGACUAAUUGGGUGGCAAUAUCAGAAAGGCAUGGAAGCGUUGGAGGAGAAGGUGCAAGGAGCCUGGGAAUAUACUCAUAGAUGAUAUACUAGAGAGGAUAUGCUGAGGCUACAUGUGGAGAGAGGAUGGAUGUGCCCUCACCAGGACUUGCCUAUAUAUAAAUGAGAUAUUAGAUACAUUUCCAUAACCCACUUAGUGUAACCUGAACCGAAUGGCAGCUGACAUAUCAGCACCGUAUCCCUCCCAUGUACAGCAAUGUUAGCGCCCAUGCCUUAAACUAAACCCCAACUGUUCCAGACCCACCUUCUGCCAUUCAUGUCUGCAAAGGGGAAGUUCACCUCAAAAUGAAUUUCUUGCUCUCUGGUUGCUUGGGCCACCGAUCACGGCAACCGUAUAGCAGUUUCAUCAAGACUUGGAGCUUAUGGAAUGGAAUAGCAAGUUCCCCUUCAUGUCUGAUGCAUGUACAAGUGUGUAUAGGUGUGUGUAAGUGUGUAAGUGUGUAAGUGUGUAAGUGUGCUCAGCAAGACUGUCAGUGGACGUUAUUGCAGCCUCACCGCAGACAUGACCUACGUUGACAAGCCCGGCUGACUGUGAUUGGUUGAAAGCAGGUGCCGCGGUGUAAUGACAGUUAUCUCCUUUAUUGUAGUUCAUAUUCUCCCCUAUGGAUUAACUUGUGUAUUUCUUUUUUAGUUCCAUAGUUGCCCCAAGAAGUCAUAUCUAUUCUUCACCCCCUGUUCCCAAUACCCCACACUCUUCCCUGAAUUGUCUCCCCCAUUCCUGCCUCUCCCGCUUGCAUGCCUUAGUCCCCCUCAUUAGUUUCCCUCUUUCUCCCUCAUUCCUCUCUCUCUGUCCGCUCUGUUGCUCCCAUUCAUUCCGCUCCAUUUCUCCGUUUUCUCCUCGGGGCACGUUCUGCUUUUUAAGGGCACGUUUUAUCUUGCCACCGCCGCACUGUAUAGCAGCAGCGAGUAUCUGUCCUGCUUUCCCAUAGUGGCGGGAAAUAAAUGUUAUCCCAAAUAAAUGUGUGCCGGGGGGCGGGGGUGCUUGGGGCCUACUCUGUUCUGCUGUGACAGUCUAAAUGUAACCACAAACAUACACAACCUUUAUUGUUACCCACACGGCAAUAAUGACCCCAGUAGGAGCAAUAUUCUGUUAUUUAACCUGAUUCAAACAUUAAAGUGUUAAUUACC